AUUCCUAUCUGCGCUAUAUCCACACACGCACCCAUACCCAACAACUUCUCAUCAAAAAAAAAACAAUAAGAAAAUAUACACUUACACCUCUCAGCUCUGCAAUGCCGCCGAAACGUCAAGUGUUGAAGAUUAUCAUUUUGGGGGAUAGCGGAGUCGGCAAAACGUCGCUGAUGCAGCAAUACGUCAACCACCGGUUUGAUAACCGCUACAAAGCAACGAUUGGGGCCGACUUCCUCAGCAAAGACAUCGAAAUCAACGGUCAGGUGGUGACGUUGCAGAUCUGGGAUACGGCCGGGCAGGAGCGUUUCCAGUCACUUGGCUCUGCGUUUUAUCGUGGGGCGGAUGCCUGCAUUUUGGUUUUUGACGUCACCCAGACGGAAAGCUUCGCGCACCUGAGCUCGUGGCUAGAGGAGUUCAGCAUCCAGGCGGGAAGCCGCGAUAGCGUGCUGAUUGGCAACAAAAUCGACUUGGAAGAACGCCGGCGGGUCUCCAACAUGACGGCACAGAUGUGGUGCGCGAAGCAAAACAUGAACAACAGCACCACUUCGAAUGUUGCCUCGUGCGAGAUGAAGUAUUUUGAAGCCUCCGCCAAAGAGAAUAUCGCUGUGGACGACGCCUUUUUAGCGGUCUCCGUUGCAGCUUUGGCAAGGAAGGUGGCGACGGAAGAAGAGGUGGUGGAGCGACCGGAGACAAUACUUUUGUCCUCCAACCGAAUAGAGCAAGAACCCCGCUCGUUGUGCAAUUGCUGA
Messenger RNA from Phytomonas sp. EM1, 749 nucleotides. The record is from the annotation of a GenBank genome assembly. NCBI's taxonomy places the organism in Eukaryota, Euglenozoa, Kinetoplastea, Trypanosomatida, Trypanosomatidae.